Solea solea (common sole) is the source of this 4846-nucleotide messenger RNA. It is a transcript of the gene ipo11, whose product is annotated as importin 11. Bases 119 to 3034 code for a protein of 971 amino acids. Gene Ontology annotation, molecular function: small GTPase binding. The record is from RefSeq and is a predicted model, not a curated record. Gene Ontology annotation, cellular component: nuclear envelope; cytosol. NCBI's taxonomy places the organism in Eukaryota, Metazoa, Chordata, Actinopteri, Pleuronectiformes, Soleidae. The transcript is spliced from 30 exons. Gene Ontology annotation, biological process: protein import into nucleus.
GCGCCAUUCCCACAAGCGUGUGUUUCCAUCUCUUAUUACACUACACAGGCAGAGCUUCAGCGGCCACAGUUGUAAACAUUCUACUCUACCGUCGUCACGCUACAAGGUAUAUCCAGCUAUGGAUAUAGACAGUGCCAGUUCAGUGGUGCUGCAGGCCUUGACCCAAGCUACCAGUCAGGACACAGCUGUGCUGAAGCCCGCGGAGGAGCAGCUCCGACAGUGGGAGACCCAGCCAGGCUUCUACUCGGUCCUUCUGAAUAUCUUCAAUAACCAAAUGCUGGAUGUGAACGUAAGGUGGCUGGCUGUGCUGUACUUCAAAAAUGGCAUUGACAGAUACUGGAGGAGAGUAGCCCCUCAUGCUUUAUCAGAAGAAGAGAAGACAUCGUUGCGUGCAGGUCUCAUCACAAAUUUCAACGAGCCUGUCAAUCAGAUAGCCACCCAGAUUGCAGUUCUUAUAGCCAAGGUGGCCCGUCUGGACUGCCCCAGGCAAUGGCCAGAGCUCAUCCCCAUUCUGCUGGAGUCUGUGAAGGGUCAAGAUGGCCUGCAGCAGCACAGAGCACUGCUAACCUUCUAUCAUGUCACCAAAACACUAGCAUCCAAACGUCUGGCACAGGACAGGCGGCUUUUUCAGGAUCUGGCGUCUGGCAUCUACAGCUUUGCCUGCUCCCUGUGGAGUCAUCACACCGACUGCUUCCUCCAGCAGAUCUAUGCCAGAGAUGAGGCUGCAGCACUUGGCUCACUAGAGAGGACACUGCUCUCUCUUAAAGUGCUUCGUAAGUUGACUGUCCAUGGAUUUCAAGAGCCACAACAAAAUAUGGAAGUGAUGGGUUUCCUGAAUGCAGUGUUUGAAAGGCUAAAACAAUUCUUGGAAUGCCGCCGACAGGUUGGUCCGGAUAGUACUUGCAGAGAAAAACUGGAGAAAACUAUCAUACUGUACACAAAAGUUUUGUUGGACUUUUUGGAAUAUCAUCCAUGUGCAUUCCUACCCCUAAUCCAGUGCUCCCUGGAAUUUGCCGUCAGCUAUGUGUUCACACCUGCAGGGGAGGGAGUGACCUUUGAACGCUUCAUUGUUCAGUGCAUGAAUCUCAUCAAGAUGAUUGUUAAGAAUGAUGCCUACAAACCUUCAAAGAACAUGGAAGAGAAUCUGGAGGCUCACAAGAUCAAGACAGCAUUCUUCACUCACCCCACACUGACGGAGAUUGGACGCCGGCUAGUCUCACACUAUUUCCUUCUCACUGAAGAAGAGCUGGCAAUGUGGGAAGAGGACCCAGAGAGCUUUGCCGUUGAAGAAACAGGUGGAGACUCUUGGAAGUACAGUCUGCGGCCUUGUACAGAAGUAUUAUUCCUGGAUAUCUUUCACAACUACAGCCAGACACUGACGCCAGUAUUGCUUGAUAUGGUUCAGAAUCUUCAGGGCCCCACCAACGUGGAAGACCCCGUCCAGCUGCUAAUGAAGGAUGCAGUAUACAAUGCUGUGGGUCUGGCUGCCUAUGAACUCUUUGAUAAUGUGGACUUUGACCAGUGGUUCAAGAAUCAGCUUCUUGGGGAGCUGCAAGUCCGUCAUCACAGGUACAAGUUGAUACGUCGACGAGUCAUCUGGCUGAUAGGACAGUGGAUCUCUGUCAAGUUCAAAUCCGACCUUCGCCCUUUAUUGUACGAGGUCAUCUUGAGCCUCAUGCAGGAUCCUGACUUGGUGGUGCGGAUUGAGACGGCUACAACCCUGAAGCUCACUGUUGAUGAUUUCGAGUUCCGGACCGAGCAGUUUCUCCCUUACUUGGAGUCUAUCUUCGGGCUGCUCUUCCAGUUGUUGCAGCAGGUGACGCAAUGUGACACUAAAAUGCAGGUGCUCCAUGUCAUCUCCUGUGUCAUUGAGAGAGUGAACAUCCAGAUACGGCCAUAUGUAGGCUGCCUGGUUCAAUACCUCCCUUUGCUCUGGAAGCAGUCUGAAGAACACAACAUGCUGCGAUGUGCCAUACUCACCACCCUCAUCCACUUGGUCCAGGGCCUUGGCGCAGAGAGUAAGAACCUGUACCCUUUCCUUCUGCCUGUCAUUCAGCUGAGUACUGAUGUUUCCCAGCCACCACAUGUGUAUUUGCUGGAGGAUGGACUGGAGCUUUGGUUGGUGACUUUGGAGAACAGCCCAGCUGUCACACCAGAGCUACUCAGAAUUUUCCAGAACAUGUCGGCAUUGUUGGAGUUGAGCUCCGAGAACCUGCGCACCUGCUUUCACAUCGUUAAUGCCUACAUAUACUUGUCUGCCACAGAGUUCUUGCAGAAUUAUGCAGAGUCUUUGUGUCGCUCCUUCUGUGAUUUGCUCAAAGACAUCACAAAUGAGGGACAGGUCCAAGUGCUCAAGGUGGUUGAGAUAGCUUUAAAGGUUAGCCCCAUACUGGGAGCCCACAUGUUCCAGCCCCUGCUGCCAGGUGUCUUCAGAGGUAUUGUGGACGGUGAGAGAUAUCCUGUGGUGAUGUCUACUUACCUUGGCAUCAUGGGCCGUGUCCUGCUCCAGAACUCGGGUUUCUUCUACGCUUUGUUCACUCAAAUGGCCGCUGAGUCCAACCAGGAGAUGGAGCAGCUGCUGGGCAGUGUUAUAGAUAUGUGGGUCGACCGCAUGGACAACAUCACUCAGCCUGAAAGGAGGAAGCUGUCCUCUCUGGCUUUGCUCUCUCUUCUACCAUCUGACAAUAGUGUGAUCCAGGACAAGUUCUGUGGCAUCAUCAACAUCUGCGUUGAGGCACUGCAUGACGUAAUGACAGAAGAUCCAGAUACAGGCACUCUCAAAGACUGCAUGCUGAUGAGUCAUUUCGAGGAGCCCAAGCUAAGUGAUGAUGAAGAGCCACCGACCGAACAGGACAAGAGGAAGAAACUGUUGGCCCUGGAGGACCCAGUGCACAGUGUUUCUCUCCAGCAAUUUGUCUACGAGAAGCUGAAGACACAGCAGACCCUGAUGGGGGACCAGGGCUUCGGGGUCCUGAUGGAGACUGUGGACACGGAGCUUGUCCGGCAGCUCCAGGAGUUCCUCCAAGGCCUCUGAAUUACAUCUACUGUCUGCCACGACCUUACACAAACACUUUUGCCUACCGCUAGUAUCCCCCUCCCCUCUCUUCCCCAGGUUUUAAAAUGUACUGGAAAGGCAACAAUUUGCCCUACGUGCCAGAAUCCAAACCUUCCCAACCUCUACUCAUGCUAUGCCUUAUCUAUAGACCUAGCCUUGUUGACUUCCCUCAGUUAUAAAACCUUGUCUCUUUCUGUGUGAAUUUCUUUUUUUUUUUUUAAUCAAUAUGGUGUUUAUGUGAGUGCUUAAAAAUGUCAAAGUACCCACACCCACAUAUAUCACCACACUAGAGCUUCCACUGAUUUCCUGUAGUUUCUUCUCUUUCUAUGUUUUCUAUGUGAAAUGUGUAGAAAAUUGAAAGGAUAGUAUAACCAUUAGGGGGGAGGUUGAGAAGAAAAUAGCAACAAAAAAAAAAAAUCAUUUGCAGAUGCCAGAGAACGAGCCUCGGACUAUUUUCUAUGGAAAAACAUACAGAUUGUAGCAGCAAUGUGGACAAAAUAUACCUGAAGGACCUAAAGCAGUGUUUACAGACUUGAUUCUAAAAGAAAAAAACAUAAAAGAAAUGUAAUUUUGUAUGUAUGUAAAAUAUGGAUGAUAUUCCGCAUGACAAAAUGUUACUUUUUAGUUUGUUUUUAUGUUAUGUUGAUUUCUCCUUUGUUUUAAAUAACUUUUGUCAUAACCAGAGAUGAAGUUGAAGUAACUACUGAGAGAACUCUGUUUUUUCUUUCUAUUUGAGUUGGGUUAGAGGGAAUGUGUCUGUAAAAUGAGUGAUUUUUAAAUGGUUCACGAUGCUAAACCACAUUUAUAUGUGUAUAUAUACAUACAGCUGCUAAUUGAUGGUGUGUCAGAGCACUUUAUAACCAAAAGACCUAUUUCAUAUGUUUUUUUUCAAUCUCACUAAUGGUACAUGUUCGCACAUCACAAGGCCUUGGGGCAGUGCAGCAGGAUUGUGCCAGUGAGGCUGUAGUUGCAUUAAGACAGCAUCUUGGUUUUGUCACAGUUUCAUUUGAGGUUUUCAGAUUUAAGUUGAACAUUCACAAAAUGAGCCACUGUGACUUUCUUCAGAGUCAAUAUAUACAUCACGGUUAGAAAGAUGAGUGCAUCUGUCCUGCUGCCCUGUUUUUUUUUCCUCUGCUUUGACCGAUUUUCGUUUUUUGGUGAUGUAGUGGUAGAAAUAAAGUGUAUUAUUGAUUUGGCAGGAAAGCACAUUUUCUUCACCUGUUUUCGCAGAACAACUGAUUGUGUGGAAGCUUUUCAAACUUGUAUCAUGAUAAAGGAGUAAUGGUAAUGCACAUCCGCACAUUGGUGCUUCAUUAAAAAAAAAAAAAGAGAAUAAUUUCAUGUAGAAUGUCGAAAUAUAUUAUAAUUUGUUGUAAUUUGAAACUCGUAAGGAGAAACCUGAACUUACCCUGCCUCCAUAAUCAGUUCUUCUGAAACGUAUGGAUUAAUGUGGUUCAUUAGGUCAGGCGUCCUCCCUGGAACGGAGAUAAUCCUUAUACGAGCAAUUUUGACACUGUGAUGAGUAGCGGUCAGAUCUACAGCCUUAUGCUUUCAGCCUUACCUGUUAUUAAUACUCAAAAAGAGCUCUCUUUCUAUCUUAUUUUCCUGACUAGUUUAGAAGUAGAUGUCUUUACUUAAUAAUUCAUUAAUUAUGUCAAUUUUUAAGUUUUGACACAACGCAUAAUAGUGAAGAUUUUGAUUUAUAUGUUCUGGUUAUCUUUUGAUGGGGUAAAAGAAAAAAAAAAACCUUGUUGCUUUUUCCAAAGCCUUCAAUAAAAUGCAUAAAUCAGG